AGAUUGACGUUAAUUUUUACUCCGAGUAGAACAGACGUUUGGAAUUCAAGAUUGAAACAUGGGUCUUGCAGCUUCGAGACAAGAGGCAUUUUGGGAAUCUUGUGGCUUUGGACAUGUUGAAAGAGCCAGGCAUUUCCUAGAACAGGGUGACAUAGAUGUAAACUGGGUAUCAUACACAAAUGAUUGCUGUCCAAUACAUGUAGCAUCACAGGGAAAACCAGAUAUUGUUAAAUUGUUGCUGGAGCAUAAAUGUAAUGUAAAUGUGAGGGACAAUCGUGAUAAUCUUCCCCUUCACCAUGCAGCAAUGAAAGGACAUGCUGAUAUUGUACAGACACUUCUAGACGCUGGGUCAGAAAUUAAUGCCCAGGAAAAGAAUGGAUGGACAGCACUUCACAAUGCAGCAUACUGGUGUCAUCCGGAAGUGGUUCGUGUCUUGUUGAAAAAUGGCUGUGAUGUUCAUAUACAAAAUAAGGAUGAGAGGACAGCAUUACACGAGUGUGCCCGCUCGCAGCAGAAAAAUGACCAGAAGCUUGGCGAGAUAGCUCAGAUAUUGAUUGAUGCUGGAUGUGAUAUAAAUAGUAAAAGUAGUGACUGGGGAGAGGCUGACCUGACUGGUUUGAUGUAUGCUUCAUUUCACAACCAUCCUGAUGUAGCUAGCGCACUUAUUGAGGCCGGAUGUGAACUAAAUUCUGUUGGAACUACAUUUUGGAGCGCCCUACACUGGGCGGCAGACAGAGGGAAUGAUGAGCUGGUCUAUAUUCUACUUGAUGCUGGAAUUGAUCCUACAAUCAGAGACAUGCGAGGUGAGACUGCCGCAGAGAGGGCACAGACUGAUGAUAUUAAAGAGUUUAUAAAGACAGCAAUUGUAAUACAGAAAGACUUGACCAAGGUGAAACAACCAGUAAUUAGACCUGCUAGACAACUCUGUAAACCUGAGGAACCAUUUAAACCUAAAUGUGAUGCCAACUUUAAGUCACAGUCAUUCUUGCCAAAAGACUGGAAACCUUCAAAUCCUGUGAAUGUGAAAAAUCUAAUAAACGAGAAGAAAUCACGCCUUGCUGCUAUGACAUCACAAAAAUAUAGAAAUGAUCUUGCCAGGAGAACUGGUACUGGUGUUAUAAAAGAUGAAGAUAUAAAAACAUCAGAUGAUGAUAUAAAAACAUCAAGUGAUGAUAUAAAAAUGCCAAGUGAUGAUAAAAAAAAAUCAAAUGAAGAAAUAAAAAAUUCAGAUGAAGAUAUAAAGAAGUCAAGUGAGGACAUCAAGAAAUCUGUUGAAGAUGUUGAGACAUGCAAUGAAGAUAUAAAGAAAUCUGAUGAAGACUUAAAGAAUACAGAUGACAAUACAAAGAUACCAGAGGAAGAUAUAAAGGACUCUAAUUCUAAUAAAGACAUAUUAGAAUCUGAAAAUGAUCUUAAGUUUGAGGAACAGCCUCGUGGUAACCCUGAUGCUGACAAGGUUGCAGAGGAUUAUAUAGAAAGAACUAAUAUAGAUGCUUCUCAAGAUACAGAUGCAAAUGAAUACAAUGUAAACACAAAUGUUGAAGAACUGCCAAUUUUUGAAUGUUCAGAGAAUAUGAACAGUGUUAAUGAUAGAACAGACAGUUUACAAAGUGAUAAAAGUGACAAUAUGAAUGAAACAGUAAGUGAUAAUAAAGAAAUAAGCAAAGAUUCUGAAAAUGAAAAUAUGCAAAAAGAAGAUGACCACUAAGAAAAGAAGAAAAUAGUUGUGAUAUACUGAUAAUUUGAUUUGAAAAUAAUUAUGUAUGAUCUAAUUAGUUCUUAUUGAUCCUUUUUGAAUGACAUUACACCUGAAAUUGUACUGUGUGAGAGAUACAAGUCAUAGGUUUGUAGAGAACAGAGAAGUAAAAAAUGAUGAUACUGAUUAUCUCUCAUCAUAGAUAUUUAAUUAAAAUUGUUGUAAUGAUUAUAGAUAAAUACGGGAGCAGUAGUUUGCUUGGUAUAAGAGAAUGAUCUGGUUAUACCCACUAAUUGAAAACUAAUGAGUUUUUGAUGCAAUUAAAAAAAGAUAAUCUGAUGAAGAAAUGAACAUAAAUUGAUAAGAUUUUUUACAAAAUCUGAUGCCAUGUGCACAUUUAAUUUUC
Molecule: messenger RNA, 2102 nt
Organism: Ruditapes philippinarum (Manila clam)
Lineage: Eukaryota; Metazoa; Mollusca; Bivalvia; Venerida; Veneridae
Product: ankyrin repeat and sterile alpha motif domain-containing protein 1B-like
Exons: 10
Coding region: 59-1708 (549 amino acids)
Molecular function (GO): protein binding
Source: RefSeq, a predicted model, not a curated record